Cyprinus carpio (common carp) is the source of this 4539-nucleotide messenger RNA. RefSeq names its product 5-methyltetrahydrofolate-homocysteine methyltransferase (gene mtr). Bases 185 to 3976 code for a protein of 1263 amino acids. Gene Ontology annotation, molecular function: cobalamin binding; methionine synthase activity; zinc ion binding. Gene Ontology annotation, biological process: pteridine-containing compound metabolic process. The transcript is spliced from 33 exons. Lineage: Eukaryota; Metazoa; Chordata; Actinopteri; Cypriniformes; Cyprinidae. The record is from RefSeq and is a predicted model, not a curated record.
GUCGCGCAUGCGCAGCAGUGCACGUGUCAGGACGCGCAUGCGCGGUUCUCCAACACGUGUGCCGCACACAAAAUUUAUACAAAAGAAAGUUUGACAGUGUUUAUAGUCAGAACAGAACCGGUCUGCCUGCAGGGUGCUGCGAUUAAGCGUCUUCGCUCGGGCUGUUUCGAGUCACUUCAGGACGAUGCCGCCGACGAUUCAUCAGAGUUCCGCCUCCGGAAGAGCGCUGUCUCUCCGGGACGAACUCUCCGCUCUCCUUCAGCAGAGGAUUCUGGUUCUGGACGGAGGAAUGGGAACGAUGAUCCAGCAGAGGAACCUGGAGGAGGAGGAUUUCAGAGGUCAAGAGUUCACGGAUCAUCCCAGGAGUCUGAAGGGCAAUAAUGACAUCCUGAGCAUCAGCCAACCACACGUCAUCUACAGCAUCCACAGGGAGUAUCUGGAGGCUGGAGCCGACAUCAUCGAGACCAACACCUUCAGCAGCACCAGCAUCGCUCAGGCUGACUAUGGCAUGGAGGACCUGGCGUAUCGGCUGAAUAAAGCAUCUGCAGAACUGGCCCGGAGAGCGGCGGAUGACGUCUCCACACAGACAGGUUGUAAGCGGUUUGUAGCAGGAGCCUUGGGUCCCACCAAUAAAACGCUGUCUGUGUCUCCGUCGGUGGAGAGACCUGACUACAGGAACAUCACGUUCGAUGAGCUGGUGGAGGCGUAUGCGGAGCAGGUGAAGGGUCUGCUGGACGGAGGCGCUGAUGUUCUGCUGGUGGAAACCAUCUUUGAUACGGCGAACGCAAAGGCGGCGCUGUUUGCCAUCGACAGACUGUUUGAGGAGUGUUACGAACCUCGACCCGUGUUUAUCUCUGGCACUAUCGUGGAUAAGAGCGGCCGCACUCUCUCGGGUCAGACGGGCGAAGCGUUCGUCAUCAGCCUGUCUCACGCUCAGCCGCUGUGUAUUGGUCUGAACUGUGCUCUGGGAGCGACGGAGAUGCGUCCGUUCAUUGAAGCGAUAGGAAAGAGCACCGGAGCGUUUGUCAUCUGUUAUCCAAACGCAGGGCUCCCCAACACCUUCGGAGGCUACGAUGAAACCCCUGACGUCACGGCGUCUCAUAUGAAGGAGUUUGCGGUGGACGGUUUGGUGAAUAUUGUCGGCGGCUGCUGCGGAACAACACCUGAUCACAUCCGGGCGAUUGCUGAAAGCGUGCGUCACGUCAAACCCCGAGUUCCUCCUACAGACGUGUACGGUGAUUAUAUGCUGCUGUCAGGUCUGGAGCCAUUCAGGAUCGGCCCAUACACAAACUUCGUGAACAUCGGUGAGCGCUGUAAUGUCGCUGGAUCACGCAAGUUUGCCAAACUCAUCAUGGCUGGAAAUUAUGAGGAGGCGCUGAGCAUCGCUAAAGCUCAGGUGGAGAUGGGCGCUCAGGUUCUGGACAUUAACAUGGACGAGGGGAUGCUGGACGGAGUCGCAGCGAUGACCCGCUUCUGUAACCUCAUCGCAUCUGAACCGGACAUCGCGAAGGUGCCGCUGUGCAUCGACUCCUCAAACUUCUCGGUCAUCGAGGCGGGUCUGAAGUGCUGUCAGGGCAAGUGCAUCGUCAACAGCAUCAGCCUCAAAGAGGGCGAGGAGGACUUCCUGCGACGGGCGAGACAGGUCCGUCGCUACGGCGCCGCUGUGGUCGUCAUGGCGUUUGAUGAAGACGGACAGGCGACAGAGACGGAUCAGAAGGUGAAGAUCUGCUCGCGUGCGUAUCACCUGCUGAUCAGUCAGGUGGGCUUCAACCCCAAUGACAUCAUCUUUGACCCCAACAUCCUGACCAUCGGCACCGGCAUGGAGGAGCACAGCAUGUACGCCGUCAACUUCAUCAGAGCCACGCGAAACAUCAAGGAGAGUCUGCCCGGCGCCAGGGUCAGCGGGGGUCUCUCUAACCUCUCGUUCUCCUUCAGAGGGAUGGAAGUCAUCAGAGAGGCCAUGCACGGAGUCUUCCUCUACCACGCCAUCAAGGACGGCAUGGACAUGGGAAUCGUGAACGCUGGUAAUCUGCUGGUGUAUGAUGACAUCGAUAAAGAGCUGCUGCUGCUGUGUGAGAACAUCAUCUGGAACCGAGACCCAGAGGCCACCGAGAAGCUCCUGCUGUAUGCACAGAAUAACACUAAAGGAGGGAAGAAAGUGAUUCAGACGGACGAGUGGAGGCUGGGCAGCGUGGAGGAGCGGCUGGAGUACGCACUCGUCAAGGGUAUAGAGAAGUAUGUGGUGGAGGACACGGAGGAGGCGCGCGCUCACACCGAACGCUAUCCACGCCCGCUGCGCGUCAUCGAGGGCCCGCUCAUGAACGGCAUGAAGACCGUCGGAGAUCUGUUCGGAGCCGGGAAGAUGUUCUUACCUCAGGUGAUCAAAUCGGCCCGUGUGAUGAAGAAAGCUGUGGGCCAUCUGAUUCCCUUCAUGGAGAAGGAGCGAGAGCAGAUGAUGUCCGCCUCCGGCUCUACUGAGGAAGUGGACCCCUAUCAGGGGACGGUUCUGAGGUGUCGUGUUAAGAUACAACAACAUCACAUUAGAAAAAAUUUUGUGUGUGUGUUUUUUUUGUGUGUCCUCAGGGUCAUUGAUCUGGGAGUGAUGAUUCCCUGUGACAGGAUCCUGCGGGAGGCUGUUCAAAACAAAGCAGACAUCAUCGGCCUGUCGGGUCUCAUCACGCCUUCACUGGACGAGAUGAUUCAUGUAGCCAAAGAAAUGGAGCGUCUGGGCUUGAAGACUCCUCUGCUGAUCGGUGGAGCCACAACAUCAAAGACUCACACUGCGGUGAAAAUCGCCCCGCGGUACAGCUCUCCCGUGGUUCACGUUCUCGACGCGUCCCGCAGUGUAGUAGUGUGCUCUCAGCUGCUGGAUGAAGGCAUCCGUGAGGACUACUUCGAGGAGAUCCAGGAGGAGUAUGAAGACAUCCGACAGGAUCACUACGACUCACUGAAGGACCGACGCUUCUUGUCUCUGAGUCGAGCUCGAGAGAAGGGCCUCCAUAUCGACUGGCUCUCUCAGCCCAGACCAGUGCGGCCGCAGUUCUUGGGCACACACGUGUUUGACACGUAUGACCUGCGUAAGCUGCUGGACUUCAUCGACUGGAAGCCGUUCUUUGACGUGUGGCAGCUGCGGGGGAAGUACCCCAACCGCGGGUACCCCAAAAUAUUCAACGACAAAACCGUGGGAGAGGAAGCGCGGCGUGUGCAUGAUGAGGCUUUGAAGCUGCUGAACCGGUUGAUUGACAGCCGAGGACUGCAGGCCCGUGGACUCGUGGGAUUCUGGGCCGCUCAGAGUGACGGCGACGACAUCCACCUGUACGCUGAUGAUGUCACGGCACAAAGCACCACACCUGUCGCCACCUUCUACGGCCUCAGACAGCAGGCGGAGAAGGACUCGGCGAGCUCCGAGCCGUACCUGUGUCUGUCUGAUUUCGUGGCUCCUCGUGGCAGCGGUGUUCAGGAUUACGUGGGUCUGUUCGCCGUGUCUGUGUUUGGAGCAGAAGAGCUCUGUCAGAAGUUUGAGCAGCAGGGAGAUGAUUACAGCAGCAUCAUGGUCAAAGCCCUGGCGGACCGGCUCGCUGAGGCGUUCGCGGAGGAGCUGCACGCUCGUGUGCGCAGGGAUCUGUGGGGUUACAGCUGUGAGGAGGAUCUGCCGGCGUCUGACCUGCACCGGCUGCGGUACGAAGGGAUCCGUCCGGCCGCAGGGUACCCCAGCCAACCCGACCACACCGAGAAACACACCAUGUGGAAACUCGCAGACAUACAGGACAAAACCGGUAUCGCUCUGACCGAGUCUCUGGCCAUGACUCCCGCUGCUUCCGUGUCCGGCCUGUAUUUCUCCAACCCCAAAUCCUGUUAUUUCGCUGUGGGUAAAAUCACUAAAGAGCAGGUGGAGGAUUACGCGCACAGGAAGCAGAUGGAGGUGGCGGAGGUGGAGCGGUGGUUGGGUCCGAUCCUGGGCUACGACACCGACUGACACCAAACCGCUCGGAUCUUGUUUUGGCUCAGAUUAGGGAUUUUAAUAUCAAGUAUUAUCUUUACACUACAGAGGUGCUAUCUAGAGCCCUGCUUUUAAUUACAUUUCUAUUUUUAAUAAAACAGUGACGAGCACUUAUUUUAUUUGUAGGCCUGUGGGUUUUAUAAAUUGAUUUCUUAUGAGAUUUAAAGAAAAUAAUGGUACAGAAGACCAGCCGAACUUACAGACUCCAGCAGAUCCUUUACUCACUUCUGUUCGAUUGUGAUUUCAUCUUUUAAUCUGAUCAGGUUUCUGACUGUGAGCGCAGUAAAUUCAGUGAGGUCAGAGUUUGAGUAUUCAUUUUAGACGGUGGCUUGAAAAACAUAAGGACCACUUGUUCAGUACGGUGCUUUAAAUGUUACGCACAAUCCUGCUGUUUUAUUCUAGUUUUAGGAUUUGUUUCAUUCUGUUAAUUUUACUGAACUGAGGAAAAAAUGAGUGAAACUGAUCAUUUAACAUUUGUUAAGAUGAACACUGAAAGAUGUGCUUUCUAUAUUUUCAGAUAAACGGGCUCUAAAUCAAAA